CUCCUCAGUCGCAGCUCGACGUUCGCCGUGUAACGAUCGAGCGACCGAUUUUUGGCGAGGUGUUUUUCGCCGCCCGCAUACACGUACGUACGUACAUACAUACACCCACACACGGACGGACAGACACACACGCACACGCACGCAAGUUUCGAGUAUACGGUAGAAUACACACGGACAGAACGAGGCAUUAUCAGUGAUAAAGUAAAAAAAAAAAAAAUAACGUGCGUACAGUAUAGUAGAGUGUUUAACGACGACGACAGUGUAUCGAGAAGUUACAAUCUCGUGGCCGGGUAAGAGUAGAGGAAAACUGUUUGGAAAAUAAUCAAAGAUACUUACCGGUAUCGGCUCGAGGAGAGGAGAAACGGAAGCAAGCGACCGAACAGUGGAGAACUCUAGUCGUUUUGCCCAAAUGUGUGCGCGAUCUCUUCUUCGAUUCGCAGUUUUCCGAAUCCGUUUAUUCGUUGUCGUUUAUCCCUUCUACCAGUUUGCCGAAUAAUUAUUCUCCUACGCAACGCGAUUCAUCGUUCCGAAGUGCAUGGAGAACUUUCACGCGUAACGAAUACGUGAAGUACAGCUGGCGUUCUGUUCCUUGAAUAAAAGGAAAAAAAGGAGAAAAGAAAUUAUUGUGUAUCGUUUUGCCUUGAAUUCGCCUCACAACGAGGUCUUCGUUAAAAUACUUAUAUACGGGCGUCUCGGUCUCUCUGGGUCAAGGAGCAAUGAUCCCGGAAUGACGAAUUAUAAAACCGUGCGAAUUUGGUGAUGUAAUAUAAUAAUUAUAAUUAUAUUUUUGUGCAACGUGCAGAAAAUCGUCGUUUUAUCUGCGAGUGGAGUGUGUUACUUUCGUUUCUGUUGCCCCCUGUAUUGCUGCUGCCCCCCCCCCCCCCCCGCCGUUUUAUUUUUAUUUAUUUGUUCAAACGUACGGCCUGGCAUAUGGAAAAUAGUGUGAAGUGAUACGAGAAGCAACAAGGAUAUUACGUCAAAAGUAAACCCCGUGCAAUGCGUCUGGAUUAAUUGACGGGUGGGCGGCACAUUCGCAUCAUCAUCUUCGUCAUCAUCACCGUCACCAUAAUCAUCAUCGUCAUCACCAUCAUCACCAUCGUCGUGAUCGACGGCAAGCGACAGUGGCUGUUACAAAAUCUAGAUAAUACAAUCGGUUAAUCGGUGGGAUAUUUAUUGUGGAUACCGGAAAGCGACGUGCGUCUCCUCCGUGUUGGAUAUAUACCACCUCUUGGUCCAACACUACGGGAGCGACAGAGUUAUUAUACCGCGGUCAAAAGUCCGAGAGUGUGAGAAUAUAACCAAGCAGCGGGCCUCGCCUCGUCAGUCCUGGAUUCGAGGCUCGGUUUCGGCGAUCACUCAUCCUCGGCGAGCCACCGAAUAGCGAUCGCUGAUGUGCCAAGAACGGGCCCGAGGUAUGACAGGCUGAGCGUCGUCGAGGUUGACGACGAGGAGGACGAGGAAGACGAGAAGGCGGGGUGUCAUGAAUUUGGAGAGAAGGAUCGCGUACCAGGAGCAGCAUCAGUGUCAGUGAGUGUCUGCGAAAGCGGCGAGGUGACAGCCUCGAGGAACAAGCGGAAUAAUAACGAUCCGUCGGUGCGCGAUAAGCUCGAAACCCAACCCCAACGAGAGAAGGGAGGAGGAGUGCAGCCGAGCGAAGAGGUCUCGGAAUCAUGGCCGCCGCCUGCUACGAGAAGGAAGUGGUGAUCGGGGUCGGGCACGGGCACGGACACCACGGGGUCAUACCGGCGACCCCGGCUCCCGGGCAGACGGUUCUGCCCCCGGCCUCGUCGGCCCUCGCUAUAAGCGCCGCGGGUCCGGGGGGCUACAAGGAUUACUGCAAGGAGCAGGUAACCGCCUACAAGGACUACUCCCAGCCACUCCACGUGGACUGCAGCGUCGAGUACGAGCUGCCGAGCCAGGCGAAGCCGCCCCCCGGCGGGGGCGAACCCCUGCUAAUGAUACACCCCUGCUACUAUCGGCGGGCCGAGCGUGAGCGGCGAAGCCCCUUUGUCAACAACCUCCCGCCACCCGCGACAGCCACGGUCGCGACCUCGAGUCGAAGCAGGAGCCGCCGAUCGACGACUUCCGCGACUUCCUCAUCGACGUCGUCGUCGUCGUCGUCGUCGUCCUCAGCAUCGGCAUCGGCGGCGGCGGCGGCGGCGGCGGCGGCGGCAGCGGCGGCGGCGGCAACAUCGGCCGCUUCCAGCAUCGCUGCGGCGGCAGCCGUCGCCGCGACCCAGAGUUCCUCCUACCACGCGGCUCUGACGGCCGCCGCGUCUCUUGGUCAGCAAGCCUCGCUGUCCCAGCAGCAGUUGGCUGCCCUUUCCCAGCAGCAGCAACAACAACAACAGCAACAACAACAACAACAACAACAACAACAACAACAACAACAACAACAACAACAGCAGCAGCAGCAACAGCAGCAGCAGAUGACGUCUGUCCCUACUGCGACGAGCCUGAUCUCGGCCGACGAGAAGGCCGUUAUAUCAGAACUCCUCGCGGUGCCGGGCAGCGCGGUCUCGCUCCUGGAGAUGAAAGCUCGGCAGCAGCAGCAUCAUCAGCAGCACCAGUCGGGGGUCCUGGGUCAUCACCGACAGCCCGCGGUGGGAAUAGCGGCUGUAUCCUGCAGAGGCUGUCGUCCCCAGCCCCAUCCAUACGCGCGGCUGCAGCCCUGGGCAGUUGCGGCCCAGCCGACCCCGCAACAGGCGCCCGCAGCGCCGACCCGGACGCGAGCUCGGGAGCCCGCGGGUCCACCGGAGCACGCAAACGGGGCGAAUACCAACGGGACGACGUCGAGGCGGUGGAGCGGGAGCGCGGCGAGCAAACGGAGACAAUCCGGGCAGCAGCAUCCCCUCGUCGCGGCCUCGUCCUCCGCGCAAAACCCCGUCCUUCAUUCUCUCGCCGCAGCCGCUGCCGCCGCCGCCGCGGCCUCUUCCUCCUCCGCCUCCUCCACCUCUUCUUCCUCCGGAACAUCGUUGCAACAAAACUCAUUACCCACUGCAGGAAAUUCCGCGGUAGGAAUACUCCAGAAUCAUCAAAUCGGCAAUUCGUACACGGCGUAUGAUUCUUCGUCGACUAAUCGCUCGAAUCAAAAGAACCAGCACUCACACGGACGACAGCAGCAGCAGCAGCAACCAACUGCGGCAUCUGCACAGAUGGGAUAUACAUCCGGUGGUAUAUCUGGCCUACAGAAAACUCAUCAUCAAGGAAUAACGCUCUGCGCCGCAACGCCCCGCUGUCACCAGAGUACCCUGAGUCAUUCAACGGUAUCUCAAAAACAGACUCAACAUCAUCAGCACCAUCAUCAUCAUCAUCAUCAUCAUCAUCAACAACAACAACAACAACAACAACAACAACAACAACAACAACAA
This is a messenger RNA of Neodiprion virginianus, 3371 nucleotides long. RefSeq names its product myb-like protein Q. NCBI's taxonomy places the organism in Eukaryota, Metazoa, Arthropoda, Insecta, Hymenoptera, Diprionidae. The annotation marks the transcript as partial. The record is from RefSeq and is a predicted model, not a curated record. The transcript is spliced from 2 exons.